This is a messenger RNA of Aureobasidium uvarum, 1083 nucleotides long. The record is from the annotation of a GenBank genome assembly. NCBI's taxonomy places the organism in Eukaryota, Fungi, Ascomycota, Dothideomycetes, Dothideales, Saccotheciaceae.
AUGGGACUAAUACUCAGAGGAUCCAGGAUCGUGUCACGCGCUCCUAGAACAUCGUUAUGGACGUCACAGUACCGCAGCGCCUCUCGAGCCACAUACACAGUGCCCAUUGCUCAACCGCCGGCCGAGGACAAGCAUUGGCACAUCCCUACCCUUGACGAAUGUCCUUCACCGACGUGCCAAUGCAGAGAGACGCCUCCGGGCUUGGACAUUGAUCGCGAGAGCAAACUCAACGGGACCAUGCCGGCGUAUGCUGAGCAGGUCAUCAUCUCGACAGGCCGAACAGAUUGGAAGAGCAGGAUACAAGAGGACGAGGAUAGCGCGCUUGUGAACCAGCUGGCCAAGUUGACUGGACCCAAGGGCAAGUUCUUCGACUCCGCGCAGAAGGCGAACACAGUGCCCGCCGCCAAACCCGGCUCCGACCCAGACAUUGUCCCUCAAGAAGUACCCAAGACAGGUCCCGCGUCUGCCUUCCUCUUCCCCAGCUUCCAAUACGUUCCCAGUAUCCCUACCGAUGACAGCGGCGUCGAAGCAUUCGUCAAGGGCUUCGUCCUGCCUGCGUCUCUACAAACAUCCAAUGAACGUAUGAGCAGGGCACAAAAGAACACUAUUCUCCAUGCACCCGAGGUGCGCAAAGAAUUUCCCGGGGCGCGGUCGGUUCACGAGAUUGUAGUUUUGAUCUGCGGUCAUGGUGGGCGCGAUGUAAGAUGUGGAACCAUGGGCCCGAUUCUGCAGGCAGAGUUCGAGGACAAGCUGGAGAGACAGAACAUUCCCAUCAUUCGCGACGCACCACCUCACGACACGGUGCAGCCGGAUUACUCGAUUGAAGAGUACCAGCCUGCAGCAAGAGUCGGGCAGAUCUCGCAUAUUGGAGGACACAAGUGGGCUGGCAACGUGAUUGUGUACAUCCCGCCUAGCUUCAAGACCAACCCUCUGGCAGGCUGUGGUAUUUGGUAUGGAAGAGUAGAACCCCAGCAUGUCGAGGGUAUCGUGGGCAAGACAUUGAUCGAUGGCAAGGUCAUAAAGAGCCUCUUCCGAGGCGGAAUCCGCGAGGGCGGCGAGAUUCUCAGGCUCGACCUGGAUUAG